GUUUGUUUUUAUCAAAUGUGUUGCUCUGGGGAAACAUACUCCUUACUAACCCGUGUUCCCUCUGUCCUCCCGUCCCUCCCAGAUGUCGACCUGUCCGGUAACGACCUGUCCCGCGUCCCCGAGUGUCUCUACACUCUGGGCAGUUUGAAGAGACUGAACCUGAGCAGCAAUCAGAUCACAGAGCUGUCCCUCUGCAUCGACCAGUGGACGCAGCUGGAGACGCUCAACCUGAGCCGCAACCAGCUCACCUCCCUGCCCUCUGCAAUCUGUAAGCUGUCCAAACUGAAGAAGCUGUACGUGAACUCCAACAAACUGGACUUUGACGGGGUGCCUCCGGGCGUGGGCAAACUGUCCAGCCUCACAGAGUUCAUGGCUGCCAACAACAACCUGGAACUGAUCCCAGAGGGGCUCUGCAGGUCCUCUCGGUUUGUUGGGUUUCCUCUCUAUCGCUGA
This is a messenger RNA of Notothenia coriiceps (black rockcod), 453 nucleotides long. Its product is annotated as protein flightless-1 homolog. NCBI's taxonomy places the organism in Eukaryota, Metazoa, Chordata, Actinopteri, Perciformes, Nototheniidae. The transcript has 3 exons. Gene Ontology annotation, cellular component: cytoplasm. Gene Ontology annotation, molecular function: protein binding. Bases 16 to 453 code for a protein of 145 amino acids. The record is from RefSeq and is a predicted model, not a curated record.